AUGCAAGGAAAAAAUGAGACGGAUAUCACAGAAUUUAUACUCUUGGGACUGUCCAGUGACCCUGGGGCCCAGAUGCUUCUCUUUACUCUUUUUCUCAUCCUUUAUUUGGUGGCCUUGGUGGGGAACGGUCUCAUCCUUCUUGCUAUCAGUUUGGAUAAAAGACUCCACAAUCCCAUGUAUUUCUUCUUGGGCAAUCUCUCCGUGAUAGACAUUGGGUACAUCACUUCCACCGUGCCCAAAAUGCUGAUGAAUUACCUCUCUCAGGACAAGAGAAUCUCCCUAGCAGGCUGCCUCUCCCAAAUGUAUUUCUUCAUCUCCUUUGGUGGAGUUGAGUGCCUUCUGCUUGGUGUCAUGGCAUAUGACCGCUAUGCAGCUAUUUGCCAUCCACUCCACUACAAUGUACUCAUGAGCCCCAAAAUCUGUGCAUCUCUUGCAGGAGCCUCUUGGAUUCUGGGCUUGUCUCACUCAGGUGUUCAUGCAGGUAUGAUAACUCGUUUGUCCUUCUGCAGAGACAAUGUCAUCCAGCACUUUUUCUGUGAUCUUCCACCUCUACUCCAGCUCUCUUGCUCUGAUACCCUGCCCAAUCAAAUUUGUAUAUUUGUGGUGGGAGGAACAAUGGUCAUGGGCCCAUUUCUGGUUACUUUGGUGUCAUAUGUCUACAUAGUUGUGGCCAUCCUCAGGAUCCGUACUAAGGAAGGGCGUUGCAAGGCAUUUUCCACCUGUGCCUCUCACCUGGCUGUUGUCAAUAUCUGUUUUAACACCAUCCUCUUUACAUACCUACGCCCCAAUUCUACUUAUUCCCAAGAGCAGUAUCGAGUCUUACCUGUACUCUAUGGCAUUUUAACACCCAUGCUGAAUCCAAUAAUCUACAGCCUGAGGAACAAGGAUGUGAAAGAAGCGUUCUGGAAAAUCUUGGGGGGAAAGUAA
Messenger RNA from Pogona vitticeps (central bearded dragon), 927 nucleotides. The record is from RefSeq and is a predicted model, not a curated record. Lineage: Eukaryota; Metazoa; Chordata; Lepidosauria; Squamata; Agamidae.